Molecule: messenger RNA, 1511 nt
Organism: Vespa crabro (European hornet)
Lineage: Eukaryota; Metazoa; Arthropoda; Insecta; Hymenoptera; Vespidae
Gene: Sirt2
Product: NAD-dependent protein deacetylase sirtuin-2
Exons: 7
Coding region: 140-1351 (403 amino acids)
Molecular function (GO): histone deacetylase activity, NAD-dependent; NAD+ binding
Source: RefSeq, a predicted model, not a curated record
UUAGUGUGUUAACUCAUAUACAUUCGCAAUGCAGGAGACGGAGAAUAAAAAAAGAUAGUGAGAAGAGACAACCAAUAAUAGCUUUCUCGUGACUUCUCUUGAACUGUCUUGAACUAGUGAAGUUAGUUAGCAAUCAGAUAUGAUUGGUUAUUAUUGCGCCGGAUUUCGAUAUUUUCAAAUUUCACACUUUAAUCUGCUAUUUUCCCCUCGCUUAUUAUACGUUCAAUUAAUCAAAAUAGAUAUAUUCAAAAAGCGAAAUUUGAAAAAUAGAUUAAUAGACAAUAAUCCAGAUGAAGACAAACCUGGCCCUUCUUCAGAAAAUACCGAAACAGAGACAGAGGGAGAAGAUUCAGGAAUGGAAAAAAUACGCAAAUAUUUAAUUCAGAAAUUAAAGUUGUAUGACUCGGACACCGAACAAGAGUCAUGUUCAGGUGUUCUUAAAGAAUUAACCAUAGAUGGUAUUAUAGAUUACAUAAAACAGAAUCCAAAAUGUAAAAUUAUAACAAUGGCUGGAGCUGGUAUUUCCACAUCUGCAGGAAUUCCAGAUUUUCGUUCACCUUCAAGUGGACUUUAUCAUAAUUUAGAAAAAUAUAAUUUACCACAUCCUCAAGCAGUUUUUGAAUUAGAUUUUUUUAUGGAGAAUCCAGAACCAUUUUUUACCCUUGCAAAGCAAUUGUUACCUGAAGGAUUUAAACCUACACCAUGCCAUUAUUUUAUUCGUCUUUUAUGGGAAAAAGGUUUAUUAUUGCGGCAUUAUACACAAAAUAUUGAUACAUUAGAAAGAAUUGCUGGAUUGCCAGCAGAAAAAUUAAUAGAAGCUCAUGGAACUUUUCAUACUGGUCAUUGCCUUAAAUGUAGGGCACCAUAUACACUUGAAUGGAUGAAGGAAAAAAUAUUGGAAAGUGUAAUACCCAAAUGUGAAGAGUGCGAAGAAGGUGUAGUAAAACCUGAUGUGGUAUUUUUUGGAGAAAUGUUACCCGAACGUUUCCAUUAUUUCGCUGACAGAGAUUUUAUACAUGCUGAUCUCUUGAUUAUUAUGGGAUCAAGUUUGGUAGUUCAACCUUUCGCCUCUCUCAUUGACAGAGUACGGCCUUCCUGUCCUCGUCUUCUUAUAAAUAAAGAAAAAGCAGGUAUGCAAGAUCGUUUGUCCAGAUUUUUAGGUUUAAGACAAGGUUUAAUCUUCGACUCCAAAAAUUCUAAUUCCGGACGAGAUGUUGCUUGGUUAGGUGACUGUGAUACAGGUUGUCAGUUGUUAGCUGACAAACUUGGUUGGGGUGAAGAAUUGAAAGCAUUGAUAAAACGAGAACAUGAACGUUUAGAUGCAGAAAAUUCGAAUAUUAAGAAUUCAUAAAAAAUUGUAUAAAUAUAUGUGUAACAGCUGUAAAAAUUCGUAAUAUUAAAGGAAUUCAAUCUGCUAAUUCGAGUUCUUUGGUGACGUUCAUAAAACCAGAAUUAGAAGCUAUAAAAGCAGCUGGUACUUGGAAAAGUGAAAGGAUAAUUGUGUCGCCUCA